AUGGCGAAGUCUAAGCCGAGCACUGGGAUCAAGGUCGUGAUAGUCGGGGCUGGAUUUGGUGGCCUGACAGCGGCCAUAGAAUGCCGCCGUCAAGGUCAUGAUGUUGCCAUCUACGAGUCUUUUCCCGAACUAAAGACCCUCGGCGACAUCAUCUCGUUCGGUGCCAAUGCCGGCCGAAUUCUCUAUCGCUGGGGCAACUCGCCAGGUGAGAUUACGGACCGAAUGCGAAAGCUGAGCAUCGACCUGAGGGAGUACGGAUUCCGCAUUCAUAAAUGGGACACUGGCGAGGUCAUGUUGCAUCAAAAGACGCCUGAGAUGAAUCCAGAGACGCCAGUUCUCAACGGGCACAGAGGCGAGCUGCAUAGAGUCGUUUUUGACUAUGCCAAGGACGAACUCGAUAUCCCGAUUCAUUUGGGACAGAAUGUCUCGGAAUACUUCGAGGACGAUAAUCAUGCUGGUAUCAUUCUCAACAGUGGAGAAAAGGUCAUCGCCGAUGUGGUUGUUGGUGCAGAUGGAGUUCGAUCCAAGGCUAGAGAGCUCGUUCUUGGGUAUGAGGAUAGGCCUCGACCGUCGGGCUACGCUAUCUGGAGGGCCUGGUUCCCAAAUACGGACAUGAUCAAAGACCCUCGGACCAAGGAAUUCUGUGAGAAUGGCGACACCUUCAAUGGAUGGAUAGGCCCGGAUGUUCACUUCCUCUUCUCAACCAUCAAAAACGGCUCAGACUGCUCCUGGGUGCUUACCCACAAGGAUGAGUACGACAUUGACGAAUCAUGGUCAUUUCCAGGCAAACUUGAGGAUGUCUUCAAGGUUCUGGAAGGGUGGGAUCCGACAUGCAAGGCCAUCGUAGAGAAAACCCCGUCCUUGGUCGACUGGAAACUUGUCUAUCGCGAGCCAUUGCCAACUUGGGUCAGCCAGAAACAGAGACUCCUGCUGCUGGGAGACUCUGCACAUCCUUUCUUGCCAACCUCGACCCAAGGAGCAACUCAAGCGAUGGAAGACGGAGUCACGCUUGGAGUGUGCUUACGUCGGGCUGGAAGAGACCACGUACAGGCCGCUCUAAAAACACACGAGGAAAUCAGGUAUGAGCGUGUAAAGGCCGUCCAAAAAACAGGUGAGACGACCAGAGACAUGUGGCAUAAGACGGAUUGGGAAAAGGUCAAACAGGAUCCAUCCAGCAUCGCCCUUCCUCGAGAGGACUGGAUUCAUUUCCACGAUGCCGAAGCUCAUGCGGAAGAUGUCUUUGACGAUAUAUUCCGAAAGCACUCGAGCUCUAAGGACACAUUCGAUAAGACAGCUUACUAA
Messenger RNA from Cryphonectria parasitica EP155, 1302 nucleotides. RefSeq names its product FAD/NAD(P)-binding domain-containing protein. Gene Ontology annotation, molecular function: FAD binding; monooxygenase activity. Lineage: Eukaryota; Fungi; Ascomycota; Sordariomycetes; Diaporthales; Cryphonectriaceae. The coding region runs from base 1 to 1302 and encodes 433 amino acids. The record is from RefSeq and is a predicted model, not a curated record. The transcript has 4 exons. Gene Ontology annotation, biological process: secondary metabolite biosynthetic process.